AUGAACAUUGUCGAAAAGAUCAAACACGACAUCAGUGGCGUUGAAGAUGCUUUGCAGAAUGCAAAGUCUAGGAGAGAUGUGUUAUGCUCAGUGUUACACCAAGAAGCUAAUCAGCUCAACUUGACUCUGCGCCGUGCCAUUAGGAAUGCGAACUCUAUCAUAGAACGAAUUGAAGACAUUCAACGAUACUCCGACUCCACGCAACCUUUAGGACGAAUCCCGCCUAUAUAUCCCUCACAUCUUAACUUGAUAUCUCGAUUGAAGAAGGCAGUGUGCUCGGCGUCGUCCAAUCUGCUGGUAUUGAUCAAUGCGGAGCCUUUGAAGUUGACCAGCGAUUCCGCAAUCUUGACAUUGCUAUUGCGCAUGCAUGAAUUUCCUACAAAUCCAUCAUGUUGGGACCGCGAUACCAUUUUGACUCAAGCCCUAGACUUGACCAAAAUAGGCUUGAAAACCGUGCAGGUAUUGAGAGAAUAUCGGCUAAGCAACACAUCGACUGAUGAACCUAGUUGUAUCACACCUCCCUGCAACGCACCCGAGAAGUCUGAAAUAACUUAUACUAAUUAUUAUGGGGACUCUUCAAGAAAAGCCUGGGCAGCCAUAGAUUCAUUCGAGCAAGAAGGGAACAAGAGAUUGGAAGACACACAGGAGACUCUGAACUGCCUUCAAACAAGAAUCAAAGACCACGAAGAGAUUUUAUCAGCUUUGAACGUUCUUGUCGAAGACGUGGCUGAUCGCGUAUAUAAUAUGAGCUCUAGGGACAGACCGAAUACGGACGUGUCAUAUUAUCACGACCCAGCAAUAGUGCAAGGUUUCAAUCACACGAUCUCUCUCAACAGCUUGUGGAUGAUGGUAAGCUGUAUGAUGGUUGGUGAUCAAUCCUUGAAUCCCAGCUUGUCAACACUUCAACGCUGCUUUGACUGUUUCCAAGUCAAUAAGGAUCCCAUCUGGGGAAUUCAACUCACCGAAAAUGCGAACAUUAGUUACUUAUUAGACUGCCAAGGCAUCUCAUCUUAUCCAGACUCACCACCAUCGCAAACUAUACAUCUUGCUCCUUGUCCUUGGAAGCCACCACAUUCGUCAGGCAUACCUAGUGACAUCCCCCUUCCUGUUUCCCGCGCCCCCGCCCCUGAUCUUCUGCAUCUUGAACCUCCCUCUCCGCGGUCCGAGAUGUUCCACUCCAGUUCGCUUUCGGAAGGUUUGAUAAUGAACAAGCUUGAGGCUAACAAUCUUGGCUAUGAUUAUCUUUCGUCGAACCCUGCAAAGCGCAGUCAAGAUGACCACCCCACCCAGCAUCGUACUCUGCUUCAAGAAUUUGCCUUGAUCCAGUCUCAUCGCAAUUCCCAGCCCAGCCCCGACUCUGAUCUUUCCGGUUUGGGUUUAAAGCUCGAAACCAAAGCAGCAACCUUUCUGGCUGGACUCGAAGAUCUCGAGCCAUUCGGUCAAUGUAACGAUAAGACAGGCGCUACUGGAGAUGUGCUACCCCAGAACUCAGUCACUACGACAAAGGCACUCGACAAUUGCUUGAUUCAAAUGACUGAGCAGGACCUACGUCAUCUGGCAAGUGCUAGCAACGUGUAUAUCUCGAAAAGGUUUCGGCUCUCCCUCCCCCAACGGCAAGGAGGUACCAAGGAAAUCUUUGACCUCAUCGUGAACCUCUCGAUGUGCAUUGGUUGGAUAGCCUCAUGUAGACUAGCCUCCUCAUUUCGAACAGGAAGCGCAGGGUCAAUUCGAAAUGCUUAUGGUCGCUCGAUGUCUCGCAUUUCUUCAGUACCGGGAUAUCUCACUCUAAUCCAGAAAGUCUUUGACCUCAUCGUGAACCUUUCAAUGUGCAUUGGUUGGAUAGCCUCAUGUAGACUAGCCUCCUCAUUUCGAACAGGAAGCGCAGGGUCAAUUCGAAAUGCUUAUGGUCGCUCGAUGUCUCGCAUUUCUUCAGUACCGGGAUAUCUCACUCUAAUCCAGAAAGUCUUUGACCUCAUCGUGAACCUUUCAAUGUGCAUUGGUUGGAUAGCCUCAUGUAGACUAGCCUCCUCAUUUCGAACAGGAAGCGCAGGGUCAAUUCGAAAUGCUUAUGGUCACUCGAUGUCUCGCAUUUCUUCAAUAUCGGGAUAUCUCACUCCAAUCCAGAUCGCAGGUUUCAUGCAACAAACUCCAGGAUUGAAACUUCGAAGGCCUCGCUUCUAUCUAUCACUUCUUUGCUUGAUUGUUGUCGCACUUGUAUUCCUGCCGACUAAGCAAACUUCCGACGCAGUUAUGAUGUAUCGCCAGAACAACUACCAGUACAAGCAGAAGUUACGAUUGAGAGAGAAUCAGUUACAGGUACAAGUAAAACUGUAG
This is a messenger RNA of Lentinula edodes (shiitake mushroom), 2334 nucleotides long. RefSeq lists its product as uncharacterized. The record is from RefSeq and is a predicted model, not a curated record. The coding region runs from base 1 to 2334 and encodes 777 amino acids. The transcript is spliced from 10 exons. Lineage: Eukaryota; Fungi; Basidiomycota; Agaricomycetes; Agaricales; Omphalotaceae.